Molecule: messenger RNA, 654 nt
Organism: Tremella mesenterica DSM 1558
Lineage: Eukaryota; Fungi; Basidiomycota; Tremellomycetes; Tremellales; Tremellaceae
Exons: 4
Coding region: 1-654 (217 amino acids)
Source: RefSeq, a predicted model, not a curated record
AUGUAUGUGGAGAGCUUGGGGAUGAUAAGAGCGAAAAUGCUCUGGCCGUGUCUGGACCCCUCUGGAGCUGCAUGGUUCUCUGGCCAGGUCCAAGAGGGGGGUUUUGAACCAUGCAGCUCCGGAGGUGCACGUCUCCGGCCGUGUCCUCAACAGCAGCUAACCGAAAGCAAGACCCAUCGAGAGCCACCCAAAAUCCAGUCAAAAAUGACUCCCAGGGGUCCAAGAUGUGAUUCCAACAGAAAGAAGGCCCAAAUUCAGAGAUCAUGCCAUGGUUUUAUACUCAAUUACUACGCUCAAAGUGAAAUCGAAUCAGAGCUUCACGAUGGAAGUCCAGGAGAAAUGGAAGGAAGACUGAGGAGGGGGAAAGGGGAGGGGAGGGGAGAAAUGAGAAGAGGGAAAUUAGAUAUACAUUUUCGACAAUCGAAGCUUCAUGUCCAUACCUCUCAAGUGUGUGGACAUGGUCUUCUACGAUUUAAGAUAUUGGUAAAUCUACGUAUGGAUGUCAUGGGAAUUUUCAUACGUCGGCCUCCGAUCUCAACGGAACGGGUUGUCCGACUUUCGGAGCAACGGCGUUUGUUCCGUCCGGCCGUGAGGGAACAUAAGAUGGGAGGGGAUUAUGUGUUCCGCGUAGAUUUGACUUUUUGGGGUAAAUAA